Molecule: messenger RNA, 1047 nt
Organism: Chanos chanos (milkfish)
Lineage: Eukaryota; Metazoa; Chordata; Actinopteri; Gonorynchiformes; Chanidae
Gene: ptger2b
Product: prostaglandin E receptor 2b (subtype EP2)
Exons: 2
Coding region: 1-1047 (348 amino acids)
Biological process (GO): adenylate cyclase-activating G protein-coupled receptor signaling pathway; cellular response to prostaglandin E stimulus; positive regulation of cytosolic calcium ion concentration
Cellular component (GO): plasma membrane
Molecular function (GO): prostaglandin E receptor activity
Source: RefSeq, a predicted model, not a curated record
AUGGAAUCAAACUACACUGAAGGAAAGAGUCAUGUCUGUUCCACUGUGGAGUCCGGAGGACCAGCAGUGCCCGCGUUCAUGUUCGGUGCUGGUAUUCUGGGUAACGUUCUCGCUUUACUACUUCUGGGAAUUCGUCGGAGGAAUCAAUCUCCGUAUUUGUUUCACAUUUUGGUGACUGCCCUGAUGAUCACGGACUUGUUAGGCACUUUUUCUGUCAGUCCUCUGGUCAUAGCUGCGUACACAAAGAAUGAGUCUUUGGUGGGGAUGAGUGGUGACAACACUGUCUGCAAUCAUUUUGGAUUUAGUAUGACAUUUUUCAGCCUGGUCACUUUUGCCAUAUUGUUAUCCAUGGCACUGGAAAGGUGGCUCGCAAUAGGACACCCUUACUUUUAUGAAAGGAACACGAGCAAGCGUUGUGGAUACAUCGCUAUUUCAUUCAUUUACCUGGUCUGUGUUUUGUUCUGCAUAUUACCUUUCGUGGGAGCGGGGAGAUACGUGCAGUACUUCCCCGGGACUUGGUGUUUUAUUGACAUGCACGCAAGUGAAUCUAAACAUCGAGUUUUUGCCCUCAUAUACGCCACUUGCAUAUCAAUAAUGAUCAUAUUAACGGUGAUUUGCUAUGUAUCUGUCAUCUAUCAUCUGAUUCUCAUGUACCGAAGGCGAAAGACGACUCAGGGCUCGAUUCGUCGGACAAGGGGUCACAGAUCUCUGUCUAUUGCUCAAGAAGGACAACAUCUGAUCCUCCUCGGGGUUAUGACUGUUGCGUUCAUCGUUUGCUCUCUUCCUCUCGUGAUCCGCGGUUACAUAAACUUCUGGAGCACAAAAAAGAGGGACAUCAUCGACCGUUUGGCUCUCCGCUUCCUCUCCCUCAACCCCAUCAUAGACCCCUGGCUCUUUAUCAUUCUCAACCCCUCUGUGCUGCGUUUCCUCUGGGGGAAAUUGAAAAAGGCACCCUCACCCACACCACACCCUGCUAAAGCCUCGUUCGUCCGGCCAGCACCUCGAAGUCCACCCAUGGAACUCCACAAACCAGCUGUUCUCCCCUGA